AUGGUGUGUAAGCCUAUCUUCAAGCUGUUGAACAAAGACGCUUUGACAAAGUGGACUAAAGAAUGUCAGACUUCUUUUGACGCUAUCAAGAACUAUUUGUCCAAUUCACCGGUGUUGGUUCCUCCGCGCGAAGGAAGUCCAUUGUUUCUAUAUUUGUCUGUUUCAGACAACACAUUUGGAUGCAUAAUUGUUCAGCAUGACGUGACAGGGAAGAAAGAGCGAGCGAUUUAUUAUAUAAGCAAGAAGUUCACUCCUUACAAAAUGGACCCACUGAAGUAUAUUUUCAAGAAGGCAAUGCCGAUUGGAAAAUUAGCUAAGUGGCAAAUGCUUUUGAGUGAAUUUGAUAUUGUGUAUGUGACCGAGGAGGCGAUAAAAGCACAAGCCUUGGCUGAUCAUCUUGUAGAAAACCCUGUCGAUGAAGAGAAAAAGUAUCUAGCAGUCUUAGUGUCAGAAUCCGGUCAGCACUAUCCUAUGGCAGUUAAGAUCCAGUUAAAUUGCAUGAACAACAUGGCUGAAUAUGAAGCUUGUAUUCUCGGUUUGAAAAUGGCCAUUAACAUGAAUGUUCACGAGCUAUUGGUUAUUGGAGAUUCAGAUUUGUUGAUUCAUCAGGUUCAGGGAGAAUGGGCCGUGAAGAACUCAAAGAUCAUGCCAUAUCUGCAAUAUAUACAAAAGUUGUGCAGAAGAUUCUUUAAGAUUGAGUUAAGACAUACUCCCAGAAAACAGAAUGAGUUGGCUGAUGCUCUUACCACCAUUUCCUCAAUGAUUAAGCAUCCAGAUACUAAUUAUAUUGAUCCUUUGGAUAUAGAGCUGAGAGAACAUCUGGUCUAUUGUUCGUACGUUGAAGCAGAACCAGACGGUUUGCCAUGGUAUUUUGAUAUAAAAAAGUAUUUGGAGUCUGGGAUUUAUCCUGAAGAUGUCACAUCCAACCAGAAAAAGUCGAUAUGA
Molecule: messenger RNA, 945 nt
Organism: Solanum pennellii
Lineage: Eukaryota; Viridiplantae; Streptophyta; Magnoliopsida; Solanales; Solanaceae
Exons: 3
Coding region: 1-945 (314 amino acids)
Molecular function (GO): RNA-DNA hybrid ribonuclease activity; nucleic acid binding
Source: RefSeq, a predicted model, not a curated record